AUGAACAAACCACUAGAAUACACUAAUCUUUUCAAGCCGAUCCAGGUCGGAAAAAAUCAACUCACCCAUAGAGUGGUGCUUCCUCCGUUGACCAGAAACCGUAACGACCCUGCCACCCAGGCUCCGACCGCCUUGAGCAUCAAAGCCACGUUUAUUUCCCCACAGGCAGGUGGCUACAGUUUAGCCCCGGGUAUCUGGUCCCAAGAGCAAAUCACCGAGUGGACCAAACCCUAUGUCUCUUCUUCCGCAACGUAUAUCACGCCUGAAGAUGAGGCUAAGGCGGUGGCUGCCGGUAAUCCAAUCAGAGGGAUAACUACUGCUGAAAUCAAACAAUAUGUGGCGGACUACGCCCAGGCUGCGCGUAACUCUGUGGACGCCGGUGCUCACGGGGUAGAAAUUCACGCUGCCAGUGGCUACCUUCCACAUCAGUUUCCCGAGCUCAACACUAACUCGAGAACGGACAAUUAUGGCGGCAGUGUUGAGAAUCGCUCUAGGUUCUUGCUUGAGGUUGUGGAUGCGGCUACGGCCGAGAUUGGAGCUGAUCGUCUCGCUGUGCGCAUCAAUCCAUGGGGAUUGUUCGGAGGUAUGGGUAAGUCGGGGAAGCAGGUCACGGAGGAUCAGUUUGGGUACCUUGUGGAGCAGUUAGAGGCACGUGCUAAGGAAGGAAAGGAAUUGGCAUACUUACACAUUAUUGAGCCUCGUAGCGACGAGUCAAAAGAGACCAACGACUUCCUCUUGGAGAAAUAGUCUGGGAGGUUGAUCAGAUCCGGCGAGUACGCACAUGAUUUGGAAAAACUUGAAAGGCACGUUCAGGACGAGAGGACUUUGGUU
This is a messenger RNA of Babjeviella inositovora NRRL Y-12698, 831 nucleotides long. RefSeq lists its product as uncharacterized. The record is from RefSeq and is a predicted model, not a curated record. Gene Ontology annotation, molecular function: FMN binding; NADPH dehydrogenase activity. Bases 1 to 747 code for a protein of 248 amino acids. The transcript has 3 exons. Lineage: Eukaryota; Fungi; Ascomycota; Pichiomycetes; Serinales.